This is a messenger RNA of Electrophorus electricus (electric eel), 894 nucleotides long. It is a transcript of the gene rnaseh2c, whose product is annotated as ribonuclease H2, subunit C. Gene Ontology annotation, cellular component: ribonuclease H2 complex. The record is from RefSeq and is a predicted model, not a curated record. NCBI's taxonomy places the organism in Eukaryota, Metazoa, Chordata, Actinopteri, Gymnotiformes, Gymnotidae. Gene Ontology annotation, biological process: RNA catabolic process.
CGAAACAACGAAGAAGAACAGCGGAGCCAAUCAGAAGGCGCCGUUUGGGAACUGUUCGGGCAACAAGAGCCACGUUUUCAAGAUGUCGGGCUGCGUGACGGUCCAGCUCAGCUCCCUCAACCGGGCGGACACACCACAGCUUCACCUGCUACCCUGCGAAAUAGAGCACGACGGCUCUGCCGAAGUCUCCGGGUUUUUUACACCCGCGGUGAAGGAGCACAAAGGCGAAAAGAGCGUGUCGUUCCGGGGCCGUGGCCUUAGAGGCCAGGAGGUGUCGUGUCCACACGGUUAUACGGGAGUUGUCCUAAAUGAGCUUCAGAGGCCCUCAUCUGAUGAAGAAGACAGAAUUGUUAAGGUGUCUUCUGUUUUCCAUAAUUUCACAUACUGGAACUUGGAGACCCCUCCCACAUCCGAUGACCGUAUAAUGAUGGCAAUGGUGUGGCCAAAACUUGCAGACGUGAUACAUGCACCAGUGGAGGGUUAAACGUCAUGAUUACCUCACCGAGCGUCUCACCUAUUGUUCUGUUACAUUUCCACAAGAAAGCAUGGCGGUGUUUGUUGAUGCAUAUUGUUGACAGAUCAGGUGUCCCGUUCAGCAGGUAUUGCUGGUUUAUUACAUGAGUGGUGUUUUUUGUUUUCUCAUUUCAACUUUAGAACAUGCUUGUUUAUACUAAACAUAGGAAGUUGUCUUAUCGAAGAAUUAAGUCUGGAUACAUGAAAAUGACAAUUUUUAUUCACAAUAUUGAAUUCUUAAACAUAUAAAACAGCCAUUUAUUGUACUUUGCAGAUUUUGUAAAUGUUUUAAUUUUUAAAUGUUAAGUUUGUGGAUUGGGCAAACUUCAGGACAGCAAGACAACUUUCCAUUGUAAUAUUAAAGUUGUAUCUAUUAAAACA